Messenger RNA from Linum trigynum, 3905 nucleotides. NCBI's taxonomy places the organism in Eukaryota, Viridiplantae, Streptophyta, Magnoliopsida, Malpighiales, Linaceae. The record is from the annotation of a GenBank genome assembly.
UACCAAGUGUAUUAUACAAUUAUUUCGGAAUAUGAAAAUAUAUCAUGGACUUUUUUAACUUAUACGAAUAAGGUAUUUUCAUAUUUACAAUUUUAUUUUUAUUUUUUAUUAAUUAUUUUUAUUUUUAUUAAAUUUAUUUUUUAAAAGAGGACACCCCUAUGAAAAAUUUCUGGGUCCGCCACUGCAUGUGGAUGUGACUUGUGGGAUGAGUUGCUGGCUGUUUACAGCAAUUUACGGCAGGUGACUAUAAUACGAUCCUCCAUGCGUCGGAGAAGUCCGGGGGGAGCAGCCUUCGACAGUCAUAGGGCGAGGGAUUUCUAGGCGUGUGUGUUGGAUACGGGUCUGGUCGAUCUGGGGUUUUUGGGACCCCCUUUCACCUGGUUCAAGACAGGGGUGCGGGAACGGUUAGAUAGAGGUUUGGGGAAUCUCCGGUGGUCUACCGAGUUCCCUGAGACUACGGCACUUACCUAGAAUCAAAUCUGACCAUCGACCAUUACUUAUAAGUACUGCCCCUCAGUUUGGUCCAGGAGGGCCUAAACCCUUCAAGUUCCCGACAGCAUGGCUGACCCAUGAAGCUUUUCGAGAUAUGGCGUGCUUAGCUUGGAAUAAAGGAAGUGACCUUACUAGUUCGAUUACUUCCUUUGUGGACGAGGCGAGACGGUGGAAUGUGGAGGUCUUCGGGCACAUAAUGAGAAAGAAGAAUAAACUGCUCAUGCAGAUCGAGCGAGUAGAAAGUUCGGGGAGAGGGGAUUUGGACAGAAUAGUUGAAUACCUUAUGCAACGAGCUCGAAGAAAUUCUUCUACAAGAAGAACUCUUUUGGUGCCAGAAAGCUCAAUCGGAAGGGAUAGUGUCGGGGGAUAGAAACACAAAGUUCUUUCAUAAUCGGGUGAUGCAAAGUGUAACACCUUAGACAAAUCCAACAUCAACAAAGCACGGGAGAGAUCCAUGGUUCAUAAGUAGGAAACCGGCCUUAACUGACAAGACGCGUUUUGGGGUGUAAUGGAGGAGUUCUUGUGAGAACUCUGAAGUUAAACGUGUCAGUGUGGAGUACAACAAGGAUGGGUGACCUUAUGGGAAGUCACCUUGAAUUUCACCCCAAGUCGAAAACCAUGAGGGUCGAGGCCCAAAGCGGACAAUAUCUUCGUCGGGAAAAGGUUCGGGAUGUUACAAGUGAUAUCAGAGCCUCUCUGCAUCCCUCUUGAACGAUGGUGGGGCAAACCUCAACGAGGGCAUUGAGUCCCAAGGGGGGGGUGUAUGUAACACCUUAGGCAAAUCCCACAUCGACAAAGCACGGGAGAGAUCCAUGGUUCAUAAGUAGGAAACCGGCCUUAACUGAUAAGACGCAUUUUGAGGUGUAAUGGAGGAGUUCUUGUGAGAACUCCGAAGUUAAACGUGCUCAGUGUGGAGUACAACAAGGAUGGGUGACCUUAUGGGAAGUCACCUUGAAUUGCACCCCAAGUCAAAAACCGUGAGGGUCGAGGCCCAAAGCGGACAAUAUCUUCGUCGGGAAAAGGUUCGAGAUGUUACACAAAGGACACGGCGAAACCGCAUUGUGGCUUUGAAGGACGAAUUGGGUAACUGGGAAGAAGAUCAGGCUAUACUUCAGGACUUGGCACGCAACUACUAUGCCCAGCUGUAUCUGGAUAAUGGCGAUCCUGCCGCAAGCUUACCAUCCGGAUUCAGCAACUUGCCGCAAAAUGCGUGGGAGGCUCUUACCAUGAACGUUACGGAUGAUGAGUUCUACCAAGCAGUUGCUGCAAUGGGAUCCUUGAAGGCACCGGGGAAGGAUGGUCUUAAUCCACUCUUCUACAAGAAGUGUUGGGAGUUUGUUGGCAAGGAUAUGAUCCAGUUUGCACGGAGCUGCUGGGAGGAUCCACGGAAAGUGAAGAGGGUGAAUGCUACCAUCUUAGUUCUCAUCCCCAAGGUUGCCAAACCGACCCUCCUCUAGCAGUUUCGUCUGAUCAGCUUGUGCAACGUGGCGUAUAAAAUUAUUACGAAAGGCCUGGCGGAGAAGUUGAAGCCCCUCAUGCCACGUCUGGUGGCUGAAACCCAGACCAGCUUUGUCCCGGGUCGUCACAUUACUGACAAUAUCUGUAUUUUGCAGGAAGUAGUUUACUCUAUGCGCGCUAAGAAGGGGAGAACAGGUUGGAUGGUACAAAAGAUCGAUCUCGCCAAAGCCUAUGACUGUAUCUGGUGGUGCUUUGUUUGAGACACUCUCAAGCCGCAGGAGUACCAAAGGAGUUCAGAAAGCUGACCAUGCAGUGUAUAACCUCACCGACAAUGCAGGUGCAGUGGAAUGGAGGGUUGACUGAGGAGUUCUCACCGUCCUAGGGCCUACAUCAAGGAUGCCCACUCUCGCCAUACUACAUUUUUACUCUGUGCAUGGAGAGGUUGGGCCAUCUGAUCAGCGCCUCGGUUGAGAAUAAAUCAUGGAAACCCAUCCGAAUUUCGAGUAAAGGCCCGGAUUUGUCGCACUUGUUUUUUGCAGAUGAUCUCAUCUUGAUGGGGGAGGCGACAAUUGAGCAAGCAGCGAUCAUCAAUAGUUUUCUUGAGUGUUUCAGUUCAGCGUCGGGCCAGCAAGUCAGUCGUCCGAAGUCAAGGGUGUUCUUCUCCGGCAAUGUCAUGGAAUUGGUGGGCGCUUCUAUUAGUGCAGAACUGGGAAUACAAGAGACGAAGAAUUUGGGAAGAUAUUUGGGGUGCCUGUAAUACACGAUCGAGUCUCAAAAGAUACCUAUAAUGCGCUCAUUGACCGAAUUGACUCUCGUCUUGCAGGAUGGAAAGUUAAAUCUCUAAGUCUAGCCGCUAGGAUUACACUUGCGCAAUCAGUGCUAUCCUCUUUGCUUGCUUACACGAUGCAGACCUCGUUUCUCCCUGCGAGUGUUAGAGACUAUGUUGACAAGAAGAUCAGAGCUUUCGUUUGGGGAAGUUCGGAGAUGGGGAAAAAGAUCCACCUUGUUGACUGGAGUGCAGUUUGCAGACCUAAAGAGGAAGGUGGGCUUGGUCUGUGAACGACUACAAGGAUGAACGAAGCUUUUAUGCUAAAGAUCGCUUGGCGCCUCCUCUCAGAACCAGAAGCUUUAUGGGCACGAGUUGUCAGGGCCAAAUACUUACGAGAGAGAGGCGGAGGAUGGCAGCCACGCACAUCAGGGAGACUCUCCAACUUGUGGCGAGGGGUAAUACGAGUUCUCCACCUCCUUCCGGAGGCCCUCAUGUGGAACGUCAAAAAUGGGAAAAGUGUGCGCUUCUGGGAAGACAGAUGGUUACAUGAUGGUCCUUCAUUAGGUGAUAUGGCGGGGGAAUUACCGGAGGUAGCGAGGUCAUUGUCGGUGGGGGACCUGAUGCUGAACGGUGAAUGGAAUGUGCAGUAUAUUCAGGCCUUCCUCCCCCGGUAGGUGGUGCAACAGGUCCUACUAUACCCGCCACUUAAUGAAGCAGAAGUAGAUGUGACGUUGUGGAGGCUUACUGAUUCAUGGAAGUUCUCUGUCAAAACAGCCUAUGAACUCACAGAUGAAGACUAUGUACCAUCCGGGAGUCGCGCGUUGUGGAAGUCGAUAUGGCGAACUCCAAUUACACAGCGUAUACGGUCUUUUCUUUGGCUGGCAACCUACCGCAGGUUGGUCACUAAUGAAGAAAGGAAGAGACGCCAUUUAACUAAUGAUGACACCUGCUCCAUUUGCGGAAAGGGCCCGGAAUCCACUCUUCAUGUGCUUCGGGAUUGCCCCUACGCAAGGGUGGUGUGGACGGGUUUCUUGGAAGGGGAGGAUGAUGAAAUGUUCUUUCAGGAGAACAUGGAUAGGUGGUUGUUACAAUACCUGAUAGGGAGAGGGCGGAAGGUGGAUGCCACGUUCUUUGCAGUAGUGUGCUGGUCACUUUGGAAAAAUAGGAAUACAUGGGUCCUUGAAAA